AAUGUUGCUCAUAUUUUAAAUUCAAACAUGUUAUUGAGCAGCAAAUGUUAAGUUCCAAGCAGAAUCAAUGUAAAGAAAAGCUCGCUUCCGUGAGCUUUUUUGGUUGUGAAAUUGAAACGAUGAUGCGGUGUAUAAAAGGAAUUGUAUCUUUUGGAACAACAAUACACUUACUUGAGCGAUUUCCCGCCUGGAAAAAAUGGCUCUGGUGAAAACCUCCACCGUCGACAACAACUCUAUUCCAUGGGUCUUGUGGCUGCCACCAGUAACGGCAACGGAGCAGCCGCGUGGAAGGUUCACAUUUGAUGGGCCAAAGGUGGUGGCGUUUCACUUUGUUAGCAACCGGCACGGAGACACGUUGGACAAGUGGACGAAGCUGCUGGACGAGUUGGCACAGGAGUACGCCGGUCGGAUAUUGUUCGGAUUGCGUGACAUCUCCAGCAUAGGGGAGUUCAAUGAGAACCUGAAUCGGGACGACUUUGGCAGCUACCGGAAGGGAUUGCCACCGCGGAUCUAUGGCAAGGACUGCGAGGGCCGAGUCUACGAUAUGCACAAGCUGGUCAGCGCCAAGUACCUGCGAGAGUUUUGCGACCAGCUGCUGGGGGAUCAGCUCUUCCGCGCUGUAGUCCUGGGCGCCACUCCAUCGCUGGACGCCAAGCCAAGGAAUUACUUCGAGCUGCGGGAGGAGAGCAGCAGCGAUAUGCUGGUGAUGCUCUAUGAUCCCGCCUGCUACUACUGGCCCAUCCAGAAGCGGAUGCUGCGCAAGCUGGUCCGCCUGUUGGCCAGCGAGGAUCUGCCCAUUCUGAUCGUGGACAAGGCGAAUAACUACCUGGGCGUGGGCUUCACCCGCUGGCUGCAGAUGGUCAACUGUCACGGCUCCACCAUCUUUACCACGCCACGUCGCGAUGGCUGGGACAUGAAGUUGUCGGUGCGAAUGGAGAGCACACGUGGCUAUCUGCGAUACAUUGCCCGCAACAGGCAGCCGGAGCUGAAGGACUUCGAUGCCGAGGGGGAGCCCAGAGCACCGGAGCACGCCAUGGAAUACAUCCAGUAUUUGUUUUAAAUCUCGACUCUAAGUGAGUGC
Drosophila teissieri is the source of this 1081-nucleotide messenger RNA. RefSeq lists its product as uncharacterized. The coding region runs from base 197 to 1060 and encodes 287 amino acids. Lineage: Eukaryota; Metazoa; Arthropoda; Insecta; Diptera; Drosophilidae. The record is from RefSeq and is a predicted model, not a curated record. The transcript has a single exon.